UCUGAGUCAAGACUAUUUAUUGACUACCUACGUUGUCGCGUAGACUUUCUUUCCUUUUUUGAAAAUUGAAGAAAAGGCAUUGUUUUUGCGAAAAUGGAUGAAUCGGAAGAAGUAUGGGACAGCUGGGAAGAUAUGGCAGACAGUGGAGUUCUCGAAAAGAAAUUAAAGGAGGCACAGAAGCAGCGUGAUCGGGCUACUCAAGAAAAGAAGGAUGCGACACCGGCUGUGGUUCUACUCCAGGAAGACACCCAAAGGACAUCCUACCAGCCACAGCUUAGAAUCCUCAAGCGACCAACAGAGGCUGGAGGAGACCAGAAUGCAACAGAGAACAAGGAUGUCAACAAGACCAAGCAAAAGACUUUAGCGGAGAGAGAAGAAGAGUACAAGCAAGCCAGAUUAAGGAUCCUUGGAUCAGCCGAAACUGACUUUUCUGAACCGGCUCCUAGGUCCAAAGACAGUUCUCGGCCGGCCGCAAGUCUAGGCACAACCAAGAGGUAGCGAGGCCAUCAUGCUGUCAUGGCGACUCCAGAGUCCAGAUAGGUGGAAGGAGAAAAUUUUUGACCACACAAUUGCAGGCCCGUGCAUGUUUUACCGAAGUCGUACAUGUAUUUCAAGCGAUUGCACAGCAGUCGAACCGUGUCUUUAAAUGGCAAACCAGAGUACGAUUGGUCAGGUACAACAUAGGCAAGGGCCUGAAAGUAUUGUGAUUCACCUCUGCGUUUUGUCAAAGACGGAACUGGCUUAGCAAUCGGCAGCGGUAAUAACUCAACUGUUGUGCGGAACUGCCAUGGAAACCGGAUAUGAUCUCAUAGACGAGCGUCUGGGUAUCCGCAGGAAGAAAGUUUUGACAGAUGCUUGCUGACGGUCUCGUGAGGAUAUGUGCUUGUGUUAGCCGGAAGGGGAGCGUUGCUCGGAUUGUGUUCUCCAAGUUAUUCAGGAAAAUUCAUAGCGUUUAACCUCCAUACCACAAUUGUGGUUUAAUUUUCACUUAUAUCGAGAAAAACCGCAGAGUAUUUUGGUCUGAAAGUUUGGGGAUAAUUUGUUGAGGGCUUGUUUACAUAUGAUGAAGUGAAAGGCAGCAUUCUACAUUAAUGAUGUGAGUGUGAAACGCUUCACAAUAGACCAGUUCACGGUUAGCACAUUACGGCAAUGACCCCGAAUAUGCACAGAUCUUCAAAACAUGAAGAAGUCGCACUUUGUACAUUUUGAAAUUAUCACUCCUACAGCAAUGGAGGUGCUAUAUAAAUAGCCUUUGUUUCCCCUUUUCAAAGAAUACUUCCACCUGUGUAUCAUGGAGUGCACUGCUUGUUCAUGAAUGAAUAGUGAUUACAUAGCUUUCAUCAGCACGUAACCAGUAUUUCGUCUCCGUGUAUUUCAAAAUUUGGUCUGCAAUGACCUUUAUCUGCUCAUGCUCAGACUGCAACCGUGAACUGGCUUAUUAUGUAUCCCAAAGAUGGCGAGUACGCGUAGAAACUUUAUUGCGAGCAGCUACUCAUUUUUAUUCCAACCUGCCUUUCAUUUACCGGGACACGAUAAGAAAAAAAGCCAUGUGGUUUCCCGCUUCAUAUGUGAAGAAGCCAUUUGACUAGUAAUAGUAUUGACAUAUAGUCAAAACUGUCUUAGUGAUCACCUGUUUGUAAAGGCCACUUGUUUAUGGUGGUCACCUAUAUUGUCUCCCUCUGGGAGGAAACUUGUAGAACCUGUCUAGAAAGGCCACCUGUCUGCAGUGGCCAGUUUUCCUGUGUCCCAUCGGUGGCCUUUAUAGACACGUUGACUAUAUUAUCCUUUUCAAGCACUAAAUAACAAACCAAUGAUAAUUUAGACAAAUUAGAAAAGUCACCAUUUUCUAGCUAUUUUAUUUUCUUGAAUGUAUUAUUAUUAUAGUAAUACACAGUAAUACAGACUUAUCUUAGCAGUAUCUCUGAUUAUAUAUAUAUAUAUAUAUAUAUAUACGGUAUUCAGCAAAAAAAGAAAGUGGACACUCAUUAUUCAAAAUGUUCAUACAAAUUGUCUAUAAAAUAUAAGAUAUACAUCAAAUCAAAGAUGGAUUAAUAGUCUACCAACAUCAAGUUUAUCAAGGUCAAGUUUUGAACUUUAAAACUUGGAUGGGAAAAUUAAUUCAACCAUUAGAAGGUCCGAUUAAGAAAGUUGCAAAAUUGAGCAAGUGGCCAUUCAAAUAUUAAUGAUCAUGUGCAUCUGUAAAACAAAGAAUGAGAAACAACGAAGAGGAUUGAGCUCUAUAUUUUAUCACAAAAUCCAUGCAUUAACGUAGGCACAAUCCUUAGCUCAAUAACACAAAGAUGUGUUAGCGAUCUUAAUAAUUAACUGCUAUUUCGCUAUUAAUCACUAGACUAUGUCAUCAAUUCAUUGAUCGAUCAUACAGUCAUUUGCACAGCUUUGUGUUAAUGGCCAUUGCUUGUACAUGUGUGUCACCUUUUCCUAUAUAUUGCGACUGCUAGCUGUUUUAGAAGACCAUUAUCAUUAAAAGCAUUUAUCAUCUCCAUAUAUGUGUGUGUACUUGGGUUUGUUCAGACAUGUAUUAUUCAGAUAUGAUUAUUUAUUUCUGGGUAGUGACCUUUAAAGGUAUAGACCAGUUCUGGUCAUGCGAUUGCAUUGUGAA
Molecule: messenger RNA, 2620 nt
Organism: Strongylocentrotus purpuratus (purple sea urchin)
Lineage: Eukaryota; Metazoa; Echinodermata; Echinoidea; Camarodonta; Strongylocentrotidae
Product: SUZ domain-containing protein 1-like
Exons: 5
Coding region: 94-498 (134 amino acids)
Source: RefSeq, a predicted model, not a curated record